Molecule: messenger RNA, 3101 nt
Organism: Sphaeramia orbicularis (orbiculate cardinalfish)
Lineage: Eukaryota; Metazoa; Chordata; Actinopteri; Kurtiformes; Apogonidae
Gene: tmem178bb
Product: transmembrane protein 178Bb
Exons: 5
Coding region: 393-1322 (309 amino acids)
Cellular component (GO): membrane
Source: RefSeq, a predicted model, not a curated record
AGGCGAUGCUGACUCCGCUGGCUGAUCCCACUACACGGUGCCACUGUGGAUGGGCUGCGGUCUGGGCUUUAUUUGGAUUAUCAGACAGAUGGAAGCUGAGGAUCCGGGGCUCAGAUGAGAUAAGCGUCCUCUCUGUCUCCGCCGAGCUGCUGCAGCGCCGUGCACGCAGGGAAGACGUGGGCACUUUCGACUAGAAAACACCGGAAUUUACAGGGAUUGAUUUUUGGCUCGUGGGGCUCGUGCGUUUGAGGUCGCCCCUUGUGCUUUUGCUUGGAUAAUGGUCCGCGCGCUGCUGUCCAGAGGUGAUGUGAGCUGAACUCGCGGGGGCUGAAGCCGCAGAGGAGCUGUCCGUCCGUCGUGGUGCUGAUGCGGCUGUGACCAGAAGUGAAGUUAUGGCUGCCGGGAAGUUACUGCUCUACGCCGGGCUCUCUCUGUCUCUGUGCGCCCUGGGCAUGCUGGCUGUGGCGAUGUGCUCCGACCACUGGUACGAGACCGACGCCAGGAGGUACAGGGAGCGCUGCCGAAGCUUUUCCAGCCGCCGCAAAGACCCGGGUUUCAUCUAUAUCCCCAAUAACAGCCUGCCUCUGCGGGCCAGCCGGAGCAGCGGCGGCGGUGGAGGCGGCGGAGGUGGCGGCGGCGGUAGUAGUAGUCUGCCCCGCUGGGAGGAGAAGCUGCUCCUGGCCCGGAACCGGCGGCAGCUGUUCGCGAUGAGCGCCGCGGACGAGUGCAGCAGGCAGUAUAACUCAACCAAUAUGGGACUGUGGAGGAAAUGCCAUCGGCUGGGCUUCGACCAGGAAAUCGAAGACCUCAUCCGAAAAGGUUCCAUUGCAAGGUGCUCCUACAUCAAAUAUCACUACUCCUCGGCUAUGAUACCCAAAACCCUGUCCAACAACAUCACCAAGACAAUAAGGCAGGACGAGUGGCACUCCCUCCACUUGCGGCGGAUGACGGCAGGUUUCAUGGGCAUGGCGGUCGCCAUAAUCCUGUUCGGCUGGAUCAUCGGCUUGCUUGGUUGCUGCUGGGACCGAGGCCUCAUGCAGUACGUGGCCGGCCUCCUCUUCCUUAUGGGAGGAACCUUCUGCAUCAUCUCACUCUGUACCUGUGUCGCCGGCAUCAACUUCGAGCUCUCCCGUUACCCUCGGUACCUGUACGGCCUGCCUGAUGACAUCGGCCACGGCUACGGUUGGUCCAUGUUCUGCGCCUGGGGGGGCCUCGGCCUCACCCUCAUCGCCGGCUUCUUCUGCACCCUGGCCCCCUCCGUCCAGCCGAUACCCCGAUCCACCUGCCCCAAGUCCCGACAGGAGAACGGCACCGUCUGCUAAAGGUGGAGGCUGUGACAAGUGAAACCACUGAUAACAACAAACAGAAAAACUGUUCCAUGUGUUCAUCCGUCCAAUCCAGUCUCUCCUGGUUACAGAUUUCUUUUUAUUUGUGUGUGUGUGUGUGUAUAAAAAUGGGUGUCUUGAUGAUCUGCUAUCUAAAAAAUACAACAGAAAAAAAACUGAAGAACUAAAGAAAUACUAUCAAAAUUAUGAAGUUGUGCUUGUUUCGUUGUUGUGGAGCAGACACUUAAUGGACCAUGGCCCAGAAAGGUGUAUAAAGAAAUAACAAGGAGACUUGGAAAGACUAUAUUUUGAUUAGUGACUCUAGAAGUGAUGGACAGCGGUAAAUCAACCAGGGAACUGCUUCUGUAAGUGGGCUACUGGAACUGGACAAAUCAGUGACUCAUUGGAGGGAAAUGGUCUGAUUGUUUAAGAUCAAGUCAAGAUCUUGUUGACGUUCCAUGAACUCAUGAGUCUGGAAACUACUGCGGGAUCUGCUCAAUGAACCGCAACAUGAGACCAUGUGACUUGGAUCAGGGCCGGGCUUGGAUCGUGUAUUGUGGCCUCUGUUCACUUUCCAGCUUCAGAGGUCCAGUUAUUUGGGAUGUUUGGGAGGUGAACAGGUCAAGGACCUCCACUGUUGUACAUUACUGUACAGAAUAUUCCAGAGAAGUGACAACCAGGAACUGUCAUGUCCGAUCAUUUUCACUCACGUGUAGCUCCAUUCCGUCAGUCUGAUAAUCCCAUAUCAUCUAGGAUUUUCUACAUUCCUCUUUGAUUCAAGUGUGUUUUCCUUUUUACAGAGCCCUUCAUUUUGUGUACGGACUAUCAACUGAGCAUAAGUACAUUCAGAGCAAAUGUGUUUGAUUUUUAUUCCAUUCUAGUCAUAGAGAUAAAUGUGUGUGUGAGUGUGUAUGUGUGGGGAAGGGUUGUUUUGCAGUCUCUAUAGAAAAAAAAAGUUGUAAAACUGAUCAUGAAGACAAAGUGGAGCUCUGCCUCGGGGACGUACAGAGGCAGGAGCUUUGAUGAACAGAAAGUCGUAAUGGAGAGAUGCAGUAUCCUGUUGAACCCGACCACUCCUGCCUUGUCAUCUUUUCUUGGGAUCCCCAGCAGACAUGGCAGAUAAAGAGGAGCCGUUUUCCACUCUGUACUCUGCUGCCCCGAGCCACUGUGGAAGGCUUAAGUAAUCGCAUGUGAUGAGAAAACACUCAAGCUUCUUUUUCGGUGAAGCUUCGCUGGUUCUCUGAGCACACAGCUUUUCCUCCAGCUCUUCUUUGUCUUUAACUCACCUGGUGGGGGUUUCUGCAGGGCCUCAUCUAUCUGAAGGCAGGUAAAGCAUUCAGUGCAACAGCACAAGGUACGAAAAGGCGUCACCUGACUUAAAAACUAGACUGAAGAAGAGCUGUUUCAAAGAGUUUCUCAAGGCCUUAGCCACCAGUUCAUAAUCAAAAGACACACUAGCAUGAGCUUGAAUACUUCUGUGCACAUUAGGGCUGACAACAGAUUGUUACAACCAUCACCACGUCCAAAUUCAGCCAGCUAGUCCUGUGUUUUAUCUCAAAAUCUGCAGCUAUAGAGGAAUCCAGAGCUCAACUGUGAACUGCAACAACAUAGAUCAAAAAAUUGUACCAUACAAUGGUAGUAAGACCGUUGAAACCAUGUAGUACACUGCUGUCACUCCUAAAACACCACCCAGUGUCAACUUUUAGAGGAUAACCCCAGCUUUUUAUGAUCAUUUUUUGUAGUUUUAUCCAUUGCAGUAAAAAAAAAAAAAAAAAA